Ornithodoros turicata is the source of this 1437-nucleotide messenger RNA. Its product is annotated as transcription factor HES-2-like. Bases 511 to 1137 code for a protein of 208 amino acids. Gene Ontology annotation, molecular function: DNA-binding transcription factor activity, RNA polymerase II-specific; protein dimerization activity; RNA polymerase II cis-regulatory region sequence-specific DNA binding. The record is from RefSeq and is a predicted model, not a curated record. The transcript has 2 exons. Gene Ontology annotation, biological process: regulation of neurogenesis; regulation of transcription by RNA polymerase II; anterior/posterior pattern specification. NCBI's taxonomy places the organism in Eukaryota, Metazoa, Arthropoda, Arachnida, Ixodida, Argasidae. Gene Ontology annotation, cellular component: nucleus.
GGACGCAAGACGUCGGGAACCUCGCGUUCCGAACCCUCUUAGGAACUUCCUCGCCCCUCCUUCACUUAGGGAACCCUGACACCUCCCCCCGCUGCUCUUUUGUGCCUCACGACUCCACCGGGUUUUAAAAAGGACCUGCUUCCCUUGCACCGUCGGAGAACGGUUCGAGAUCGCAAUCGAAGACGUCGACUCCUGUGCUGUCGCCGAUCACUCCGGUUCAGCUGACAGUGGCCGCGUUCCGUCGGAGGGACUUGACGUCUUAGUAGCUUCGUCCCUAUAUAGGGCACGUGGCUGAGCGUUGGAAGCUUGCGAAAGUUGAGGCCCGUUAUGAGGUGUUAGUGCGCCCAUCGGAAGUAGUGCGGUAGAGUGCCAUGAGUACCGUGGAGCUCAAAAUGCAGUCAUCGGCGUUUCUGAGACGGAAGGUAAGCGCAUUAAAUUUCUCCCCCACCUGAAAGAAAUAGAGCGUAUCGAAUUCUGUAUGACAAACGCUGUCUUCAUAUCCGGCAGGUGAUGAAACCUCUGAUGGAAAAACGACGACGAGCUCGUAUCAACCACUGCCUGUCGGAGCUGAAAAGGUUUCUCGUUGCCAACGAUUACUCCUUCUUGGAAAAACACAACAACAAUCGGACGCAAAGAGUCGAAAAGGCGGAUAUCCUGGAGAUGACGGUCAAGUACCUCCGAGACCAUCGCGCCUCUGAAGACACCAAGGAUAAGCAGGAAUGCUCCGAAAGGUUUCAAGAAGGCUACAGGCAGUGCAUGAUUGAAAUAUGCCGAUACACAGCGAAUACGAUGGACCGGACCGUGCGGGAUACUCUCGUAAGCCACCUGAAGAAAUCUCUGUCAUCGUCUCCGGUUCACCAGAGAGAGCUGGAGAGGACGGGAAGUCCGUCGGAGCCAACCGGGAAUAGUGUCUGUGUGCAGCCACGCCUACCCAGUGGAACCUCGUUGGACUUUGGCUACGAAACUGGUUCACCGACAGAUAUCAGCGACGAUUCCUCCUCGGACUGUGGCGAACCCCGAAGUCCCCCUCCGAAUGUGCCUCGGGGCCAUUACAACGUACCAGAGGACUAUAGCCUGCCUAAGAUGCAGCGAGGUGUGCAUGUAUCUACUCCGGAUGGAAUGUGGAGGCCAUGGUAGUUAUAACUGUAUGCUUUCAUCUAUGGCCAGCUUUGAGGACUGUUUACUGUCACGGCAGACGCGUACGUGCAAACUGAAAGAACUAAAAUGUACAGGAUAACUUAAGGUUAUGUUUUCUUGCAGUGGACAAGCAUUGUCAGAGCGCUCUGUAAAUAGUGUACAUUAUGAUAACACGAAUAAACUGUGUUUAAGGAUGCAUUUCAGGACUGGAGUGUUCUUUUGUAUAACUCGUUUUGUCGCACGGCCAUGUUUCGCCUAGUUUUCGCGGGGCUUUGUGAGUUUUCUUAUCUGGUCUGUAAG